AUGCUGAUCUCUGAUUCCGAGGCUCGGCAGCGGGAACAGCAAUCACCAACACGCCGGAAGAAGCGCCGCCUCACGGUGGAGAACGACCAACCAGAUACAGCAGGGAAUGCUGAGACAUUUCCGAGUACAGAGCCGACAACCAUGGAUAGAGAACUGCUUAGUGUGGAUGCAGGGAUGGCCAGCGGGACGGCAACACGACCCUCCUAUGACGAUGCUCUAGAGACAGCGGAGGAGUCCGAUCGACGUCCACAGAAUACUGGGGAGGCUAUGGCACCUACAACGUACGACAACUAUGGGACGCUGGAGGACUGGUCACAAGACUCACCCAGUGGGGAACAGAUGAUUCUGCACGCGGCGGCGCCCGAGUGGGAAAACACGUUCCCCUGCCCUAAGUGGCAGAAGGCGCCGGCGGGCCCCGCUGAAUACCGCGCAGUCCGGCGCCGAGCGCUCCGGUCCAGAGCGGCCAUCGGCCCAGCGCCGGCCCUUAUAUGUCGAGCAAGGCCGAACGAUCCGCGCAGCGUGGGAAGCCCGCGGCGAGCCGCACAUUCCCAGUGCAGCCCGGCACCUGGCGACCACCUGGUUGCACGCUGCGCCUCGGCGCGCACCGCCGCCGGUAUUCCGGCAGAGUCUGCAUCCCCAGAGGCCGUGCCGCGCGCGCCGUACACACGGCACGCGGACAAAGCCGGCGAACGGCUGCUAGCCGAGGCGGCGCACGUCCGCGCCGCGGCUGCUGUUUAA
Messenger RNA from Schistocerca cancellata (South American locust), 738 nucleotides. RefSeq names its product RAD51-associated protein 1-like. The record is from RefSeq and is a predicted model, not a curated record. The transcript is spliced from 3 exons. Lineage: Eukaryota; Metazoa; Arthropoda; Insecta; Orthoptera; Acrididae. Bases 1 to 738 code for a protein of 245 amino acids.